AAUUAGAAAACAUAGAAAUUGAUGCUUUAUCCAAACUGAAACGAUUGCAAUAUUUGUAUCUGAACGAUAAUAUUAUGCAAAAAUUAUCACCCGGCAUUUUCACAGGACUGGAUAGUUUACAAUAUUUAAAUUUGUCGCACAAUCAAAUAUCAGAAUCAUUGGACAAAAGGAAUUUUACCGGAAUUGGAUCAAAUCUAAAAACUCUAGAUUUGAGUUUUAAUCGUAUUAGUUUCAUUAGAAAAAAUUGUUUUGCUGCAUUUUCUCAAUUAACUGUAUUAAAUAUAUCUCAUAAUCAAAUAUCGACACUGCCUUCAUUUUCUGCCAAUAUGUUCUUAGAUACCAUUGUUUUGUCGUACAAUAAUAUUAAUAGAAUAGACGAUGAUACUUUUCCAGUAAAAGUUUCGAUAUCGUCCAUUGAUUUAUCCAACAACAAUUUGUCAGUGCCUUCAAUUGGUUCUGUUUUAAAUAAUUUAAAAAAAAUAUCAAGUUUAAAAUUGGGCAAUAAUUACAUAAAUGAUAUAGGGAAAAUUUUAACCCAUGUUGAAGUCAACCAGUUGUCAAUCGAGAAUAAUCCAAUUGAUAGCAUAGCUGGAGGUUCAUUUUGUUCAGAACUAGUUGUAAGUCAUCUUAAUCUAAAGAUUUUGACAAAUAUUUCCUUGUGUAACACCGGAACAGUUAUCAAAGCAUCCCAUAAUAAUUUAGAACAAAUGCCUGUAUGGACGGAUAUGCAAGAGGUCAAAGUAGUCGAACUGCAGCAUAACAAAAUUUCAAAAAUUCCUCUAGGAAUUUUCAAGGAUCUCAAAUCUUUAAAUGUGUUAAGACUGGAUAGGAACAAAAUUGAAUUUUUAGACACUGGUGUGUUUUCUGGAUUGCGUGCGCUACAAAGUUUGAACUUAUCUUUCAAUGCACUAUCCCAGAUAGAUCACCAUAUAUUAUUUGGAAUGAAAAAUUUAGAAGAUCUUUAUCUUGGAGGCAAUAGGUUAACCACUUUACCGCACGAUGACAUGUUUAAUGUACUUCCUAGUUUGAAAAACUUAGGGCUAAACAGAAAUCACUGGUAUUGUUUGAAAUUGAUGAGUAUUUUAAAAUCUAUGCAUAACCAUCACAUUGAAAUUGUUCAUCAUGGAGAAGUGGAUUACCAUGUUGCAAAUUUGGGUGGAAUACGUUGUUGGCCAGAAAACAGAACCGAUAUUUUUGAAGUUAACCCUGCAAAUAGUCUAAAUGAGACAAAAGAAUCAGGCGGGGUUGUUGGUUUGUCUACAAUCAACCAAUUGACUACUUUGCCAACUACAACAAGAAAAGUUACUUCACUACCAACUACACAAAUUACGAGCAGACCAACUUCUCCAUCAACAACUACAAAAUUAGAGACGACAACUGAAUCUUUGGCACAAACUUCAACAAAUUUACCAUUACCUCAAACCACAAUAGUGCAUCCUUUGACAACUUUAAGCAACUUCAACAAACCAUCUGUGACAAUUUUUGAGACUGCAAUAAACCGAGUGAUGCAAGCUGAAAGAUUAUACCAAGAUGAAUCCAGCAAAAAGGCUGAUGACAAAUUUAGAAAAUUAGAAUCUGGAAUUUAUGAAAUGAAAAAUAUAUUUGUAAUUCUUGUAAUUCUUGUAGCAUGUGUCUUAUGUAUACAAUUUUAUAAUUUUUAUAGCAAAAACAUCAGGAAACGUUCUCAUGUAAUUUCUAUGAACACAAGUCAACAGCCUUUAACGACAGAAAUUGCAAUGUAAUUGUUUGUAAUUCUAUAUAGAAAUAUUUUAUAUAUUUAAUAAUUGUAUAUUGCAUAAUAUAAAAAUGACUAGAUAUUUGAAUAUUAGUAUUGGUUUAUGUAAAAGUACGGACCUGGGGUAUUGUACAAAUAUUUUUAGCUCAUCAUUGGUCCGAUAAGGAUUUGGCACCACCACGUGGUUUAAGUAACUAUUUUACCAAAAUAUUAAA
Messenger RNA from Ctenocephalides felis (cat flea), 1950 nucleotides. Its product is annotated as leucine-rich repeats and immunoglobulin-like domains protein 1. Bases 75 to 1742 code for a protein of 555 amino acids. The transcript has a single exon. The record is from RefSeq and is a predicted model, not a curated record. Gene Ontology annotation, molecular function: protein binding. NCBI's taxonomy places the organism in Eukaryota, Metazoa, Arthropoda, Insecta, Siphonaptera, Pulicidae.